AUGGAUUGUAUGCCACUCGAUGCAUCGAAGGAAGUACCCCAUAAUAAACUGGAAAUAUCCAAAAUAAGCUUUGGAGCCGGCGUAUUUAGUGGUAGAUAUAAUUCACUUGAAGAAAAUUGGCCUCUGGAAGCAGUGCGAAGAGCUUUGGAGCUGGGAAUAAACUGCUUUGAUACUAGUCCCUACUAUAACAACAGCGAAUUGAUUCUUGGCGAUGCUCUUGAAAAAUUAAAGAAUGAAUAUCCUCGUUCACACUAUUAUUUAUCCACCAAGUGUGGCAGAUAUGGACACACGAAAAGUGACUUUAAUUAUUCUCCGAAACGGGUCGAAGAGAGUGUUAUAGAGAGUUGUCGUCGACUCAAGACGACAUAUUUGGAUAUUGUGUUGGCUCAUGACGUUGAAUUUGUGAGUGUGGACGAGGCGACCAAAGCUAUUGAAAAGUUGUUUGAGCUAAAGGCGAAUGGCAUAAUAAAACAUGUAGGAAUAAGUGGCUAUCCACUAGAAGUCCUACUACAUAUUACCGAAAUACAAUACGCCAAAUCCCAGCCUCUAGACGUCAUAUUGUCGUACUCUCAUUACACACUCCAAAGCACUUUGUUCGCGGACUAUAUCGGUAGAUUCCGCGCCCUCGGAGUGAAGACCCUCAUCAAUGGUUCUCCGCUGAGUAUGGGUCUGUUUCGCAGUUCUCCCCCUCCCAAAUGGCAUCCUGCUUCAACCGAGUUGCGCAAAGCAGCGGCUGAAUGUGCAGAAUUAGCCAAGAGACAUAAUUUGUCUAUUGCGAGGCUUGCUCUACAGUUUGCAUUUCAGUGGAAAGAUGUUGACAGCACGAUGAUCGGAUUAUCAAACAAAGAGGAAGUUGAGUAUGCUAUCGAUGCGUGGAACGAAGUAAAAGCACGGGAGAAGGGCGAGAAGACUAUACCCGUCACUGAAGUCGAUGUGUUGAAGGAGAUUACAAGACUAUUAGAACCCUAUUAUAAUAUCAGUUGGCCAUCACCGUGA
Molecule: messenger RNA, 996 nt
Organism: Paraglomus occultum
Lineage: Eukaryota; Fungi; Glomeromycota; Glomeromycetes; Paraglomerales; Paraglomeraceae
Source: the annotation of a GenBank genome assembly